Sorghum bicolor (sorghum) is the source of this 944-nucleotide messenger RNA. RefSeq lists its product as uncharacterized. NCBI's taxonomy places the organism in Eukaryota, Viridiplantae, Streptophyta, Magnoliopsida, Poales, Poaceae. Bases 480 to 695 code for a protein of 71 amino acids. The record is from RefSeq and is a predicted model, not a curated record. The transcript has a single exon.
CACGGACAGAUGAGACGAGGACGUGAGGCGAGAUGAGAUGAGAUGGCAACGUCCCAACUCCUCCCCGCAGAAAGCUACCUGCAUCAUUGAUGCCACUGCCUCUAAAUCAUGAUAGAAAGUAUUGUUUGAUGAUUUAUUACGAAAGAAAUACUGUUUGCAUUGCCCACACAAAUUUCAUGACCGUCCAUGGCAGCAGUAUAUACUACUAGUACCAUUGCAUUUGCUCUCCACCAAAGCCAAAGGCCAAAAAAGCUGCAGAGCAAACCAACUGCUUUGAUUUGGUUUGGUUUGGUUUGGUUUGGUUUUGGUUGGGAGCAUAGUCAGUCUCGGUCGGCAUCAGCAUCAGUGAUCAGCAAUCCCUCCCCUGCCUUUAUAGUCGCCGCGCUGCCGUGCUCCUGCUCCUGCUCCUGCUCUACCACCUCUCUCUCCGGCCUGCAUCAUCCGCUUCAAGCAGCAGGGCAGGGCACGAGCCUCAAGGGAUGGCGGACUGGGGGCCCGUGGUGGUGGCGGUGGUGCUGUUCGUGCUGCUGUCGCCGGGCCUGCUGCUGCAGCUGCCGGCCAAGGGCGGCCGCUUCGUGGAGUUCGGCAACUUCCAGACCAGCGGCGCCUCCAUCUUCGUCCACGCCAUCCUCUUCUUCGCGCUCGCCGCCAUCUUCCUCAUCGCCAUCGGGGUGCACAUCACCACAGACCCUUAAACCUCUUGCCCUCCCUGCCGGAUCUUUCUUGUUUACCAUAUGCCUAAUCCUAUAUAUAACUACGUACUCCUACGCUUUAUUAUGUCAGUCAGUGUCUGUAUCAGCACCCCCUGUGCAUACAACUAGCAAGUGUUUCUAUGGCUGUAAUCUAGUUGUUCAAUGAAGCAGCAGCAAACCUGAUUGUUUACUUUCAGAAACUUGCAGCCGAUUGCUUACUUUCAGAAACUUGCAGUCGAUUGUUUACUUUCA